CUUCAGUUACACAGGAUGAACCCCCUGCCUCAGAAUAAUCUCGAGGAGCAACUGCGGCUGCAUCAGAACAAGCUGUCGCGUUCCCGCAAUGCCGCUCUCACGCCUCCCGCAGCCCAGCCCAAGGCUGGAUUCACAUUUAAAAAGACAGGAUCCGGCCCAGCAAUUCCAGAACUGUCCAGUGCCCUUCCAAAGAGAACAUUCGCUCCCUCCAGUGGCGUUCUCAUUGCAAAUAAAUUGCCUGGCAGUCCGACCAGGAGACUGCCUGUCGGAACCAACAGGGGUCCACAAAAACUCCUGCAGAACUCGCAACAGAGCCGCAUUAGCACCUUCCUGCAGAGGCCAGAUCCGAAGCCUUCUCCCUCCGUUCAGCAGACCGCAGCGACCUUGGCAACAGCGUCGAUUGCAACAACUUCUCGGGUGCCGAACAACGACAAGCCCCCGUCGACCGGGACUCGCUCGCCGGUUCAGCCCGCGGUCACGUUGCCGGCGCCGAUUCCGGCGCGUCAAGUGGCAUGGGUGACACCCAUGGGUGACCGUACAUGCCCGAUUAGCGAGCAGAAGAUUGAGAGUGUGGUGGACGAUGUUACGGCGAACGCACGAACAGAUCUUGACGAUGCAAACCCAGACUCGGACUUUGAUGACUUCGAAAUGGGACCAGCCCACCAGCAACAGAGAGCUCUGAACUGCUCUGCCCUGCGAGCAGUCCAACCAGCUAAUGGCGGAGGUCUCGUUCAAGAGAACGUUCCAGCAACAGCUCUUUGCCUCUCAGGCACUUCCAACAGCAUCAUUACUGUUUCGGACGUAGCCGUUGAUGACGGGCGUAUUAACGACGAUGAUGAUGACAUCGUCGUAAGAAGAAAGCGUGGGAGGAUCUUAAUUGAUGACGAUGAUGAGGAUGAUGAUGACUAUGGCGAUGCUACGGUGUUGGUUCCUGAGCAACCUUUACUUCCUGGGACCGAUUUGCAGACUGGCCAGACGUCUCCAUGCUUUAAUGGAACUCCGUGUGAAGAGAUGAGAUACGACCCGGGUGUUGUCGAACUCCAUGAACUUGACUUUGAGGACGACUCAUUUGAGGACGAGUAUGUGCCGCCAUCUCCGUCGCCCCCACCAGUCGUCUCUGUGAGCAGCCUGGGCCACAACGCAACUCUGCCCUCCAGUAUGCCCACAGAGCCAGGGCAACUGCGUACAAUGCUGUGCGAUGUGUCACGCUCGAUGUGUGCGCUGCUGGAGACUGUGCCACACCGCGCCAUCCUGAGCCUGCCCAUCCCGCCCGCCGAUGCCCACAAGCUACUCUCGCACCUCGCCAGGGGCAAAGCCAUUAUACGGAAGCUGGACAUAUUGGAAACCAACCCACCACAUACGAUUUCAGAUGCUCAAGAUCGGAGAUCAUCGGACGUGAAUGUAGUAAAUCAAGACUCAAACCUCACCCCGAACCCAGGCGCGAGCUCAAAAUCAACGAGUUCUUUGCGCAUAAAAUCGAAUGAGCGCAAUUAUUAUAAUGAUGGUGACUCUGACAUGAAUUACGAUGAUGAUUUAAAUCUUCCAUCGCUCAUGACGAAAGCUGUGGCCGCUAGUGCCGGUCGUGGUGACGCUGUGAGCCACAGGGCUGGAAACCCAGGUGAUGUCAGCAAAAAUUGGAGUCCCUUUGCCAUCAGCGCCAGCUACGAGACACCCAACGCCACGCGAGGGGCUUCACACGCGCCUCCCGCAUACGUGGAGACCCCGCGGGGGCGACCUCCACCGUCGUGCGACCGCGCUCGCGAAGACGCCCCCGACUACGACAAUCUGAGCGACGAUUACGACUUUUCGGAAAAUAUCGCCGAAAAGAAGGACAACGAUGGCGGACGCUUCCGAAACGACGUUGCUUUUGACAUCGACGACUUUAACGACGAUGAUGAAAGUUGGGCACAGCAGGUGGCGGAUGGUGAUUGCGUAGAUGGGCAAGAAGGCUUUGAUUGUAUGACACCCAAGCCAAUCAAAGAAGGACCCCCACUGCGUAAAAGCCUGUCUACGGGCGUCCAUGCCACGCCUGCACAGCGUUGUCGAAUCACCGCAAGCUCAUUGCGCGAAGCGCAAGUUCUGCACGAGUUCCAAGGGACAUCGUUCCCCCACUCCGCUGAGAUGCUCAAGGUGUUCCGGCACAAGUUUGGCCUCCUCCGCUUUCGCAAAAACCAACUAGAAGCUAUCAACGCAGCCAUGUUCAACCGGGACUGCUUUGUUCUCAUGCCCACCGGAGGUGGUAAGAGUCUGUGUUACCAGCUGCCUGCGUGUCUGUCUCCGGGUGUCAGCGUGGUGGUGUCACCGCUGAGGUCUCUCAUCGUCGACCAAGUUCAGCGUUUGGCAUCACUUGAUAUCCCGGCGACUCACCUCUCUGGUGAUAUCAAUGACGGAGACCUGGCUUCCAUUUACAUGCAGCUCGCCAAGAAGGAGCCAGUGGUCAAGCUCUUAUAUGUGACACCAGAAAAGUUGAGCUGUAGCACCCGUCUGCUGUCGGCGCUCGAUAAUCUCUACCAGAGGCAGCUGCUGUCCCGUUUUGUCAUCGAUGAGGCCCACUGUGUGAGCCAGUGGGGACACGACUUCCGGCCGGACUACAAGCGGCUGUCGGAGCUGAGGCGCCGUUUCCCGACGGUUCCCAUAAUGGCGCUGACGGCCACGGCGACGACACGUGUGCAGACCGACAUCCUGCACCAGCUCACCAUGAAGGCGCCACUCACGUUCAUCCAGAGUUUCAACAGGGAUAACCUGAAGUACGAGGUUUUGCCAAAGAAGCCCAAGAAGGUUGCGGAAGACUGCGUGCAGUGGAUACGCAGCAACUACCCACGCGACUCGGGCAUCAUCUACUGCCUGUCGCGGCACGAGUGUGACACCAUGGCCGAGUCCCUACGGCGGGCGGGGCUGGAUGCCCUAAGCUACCACGCUGGGCUCACGGACAAGCAGCGUGACCAGUCGCAACAGUGCUGGAUCAACCAGCGCGGGUGCAAGGUCAUUUGCGCCACCAUAGCGUUUGGCAUGGGCAUUGACAAGCCAGACGUGCGCUACGUCAUCCAUGCGUCCUUGCCCAAGUCCAUUGAGGGCUACUACCAGGAGUCUGGGCGCGCGGGUCGCGACGGCAUCGUGGCCAAGUGCGUGCUCUUCUACGGCUACGGGGACGUCACGCGAUUGCGCAGAAUCAUCUUCUCAACGGAGAGGGAAGGUGGUUCGCGUGAGAGCAAGCAGAUGCACAUGAGCAACCUCCACAGCAUGGUCCACUUCUGCGAGAACAUCUCCGAGUGCCGGCGCCUGCAGCUGCUCGCCUACUUUGGGGAGAAGGGGUUCGACCCGGGCUUCUGCCGGAAGAACCCCACCGUGGCCUGCGACAACUGCAGCAGCAUGCAGACGUUCCGCUUACGCGACGUGACGGAGAACGUCAAGACGGUCGUGCGUUUCCUGCAAUCGUCGAGCUGGGGGAGCAGGGGGGGCGUGGCGACGACGCGCUACACACUCAACAUGCUCGUCGACAUCUUCCUAGGCAACAAGUCGGCCCGCAUGACCUCGGGCCCCAUGUUCGGUAUUGGCUCCAGCUUCUCGCGUCACAACGCAGAGCGGCUCUUCCGCAAGCUGGUGCUGGACGGCUUGCUGCACGAGGAGCUGCACAUCACCGGCAACGACCAGGCGGUGUCGUACGUCGGGGUCGGAUCGCGUGGCAACGACCUGCUCGCUGGAACGAUGUUGAAGGUGGAGCUGCAGGAGACGGAGAGCUGCAGCAGCAGCAUACGCCGCAGCCGCGCCCAGGUGUGCGGAGGCUCCUCGACGGUGCAGGUGAUGGCGGAGCAGUGUGCGCAGGAGCUCACCGAGCUGUGUCGGCGCCUCGGGGACAAGCACGGCAUCAAGUACUACAACGUCUUCAGCACCGUCACGCUGCGCAAGAUCGCGGAAUCUUUCUCGGACGAUGCGGAGGCUCUCCUGCAGAUCGAGGGCGUCACGGAAGACAAGAUGCAAAAGUAUGGCACCGAGGUCUUGAAGGUCAUGAGCAAGUACACACAGUGGCGCCUCCCAGGGAACAGCACCAACUCUACCGAAGGAACGUGGCUGGAUUGCAGCCGCCCGAUGGAACCCGGGCAGUCGUCUGGCACAUCCCACGUAUCACCGUAUGUCCCCCCAUCCCCUCCGCCAUCGGCGGGAUCGUCUUCCGCGUACUUUAGCUCGGGGCGCCGUGGCAGGGCGGGCAAGCGCAAGGCGAGAGGCGGUGGCCGGAGUUACAAGGGCAAUAACUACAAGCGGCGUAGAGUCUCGGCAGACGGCGCAGAGGGCAGCAGUUACUCGAGCGGUGGACGCGGCGGCCAAUUCCGCGGCAGGGGCCGGGCCGGCGCUCGCAAGCGCGGAAGCGUCAAGAGCGGCGGGGGUGCGGUGGGCUUCAUGGACCGCUCUUGCACCCCCCCCGGGCGCGCGACGGGCGCAAGCUGGACCGGUUUCAGUCGCAAGCCGGGACUCAUGGCCAUGCCCACACCGCGGAGUGCGCGUACCACCUUCCCCAACAACAAAUGAGUCGUCGACGCUUCCUCAUCGGGGACACUGGGGUGACGACGUGCUGCAGUUCAUCCACGAGCACGACUCAGUCCGGCGUUACGACGUUUUGGCACAAGUGCGUCACAGCUUAUGUUCUCUUAUUACCCGGUUUAUGGUUGUUUCAGCGCUCCAUAAUCGGACUCGUGGACUGACGACAACAAAGACCUUGUUUUAAAAUAAUAAAUAAAUGUAUAUCGAGCGACCGUUGGUGUAUGUGUGAGUGUGCUUUGGCUCACUGCACCGUAGCAUUAGUAUUGAUUUCCACUAAAAAUCUUCUGUCUGCUUUGCACAUAAGUUGUGGAUCUGGUGGAAAUACUUGAGGGUUUGCAGGCACAGUCAGUGUAUUACCAGUGCCGGAUGAUGCACAUUCCAGUGAUGCCUGCAGGCCCUUUGACCCUUUGCUUUAACAACAAAGUAUUCCACAUUCUCAUGAAUAAUGCAAUUCACAGAAGGCUGUGUUAAACAACAGAUGUAUCAUUUUAGUUUUGCUGCCGUGGCUGAAAUGCCUCGUCAUCGGUGCAAUCCCCACUAAGGCAGUCGGCACAUUGCUUAUGGUUUGAUGCCUGCUGUGAAUAUCUGCAACUGGUUAUGAGUGUGCACGUAUCGAUUCACCCCUGAUGUGAUAUGAUCUGUCACAAUUAGUAGUGACAAUUUAAUACAAAGUCAUCUCUUUUUGUCUUGUUUUUCCUGUCUGCUAUCUUGUCUGUACUGCCCUAUACUGUCUCAUUGGUGCUGUUGGUACUGCCCCACUUGCGCUGCCUGUUUUCCCCUGCAUUGUUGCGUUCAGAAUAUGUACUGUUUAAUUUGCGCUUUCCAUGAUGUCUACUGCGUACUUUGUUCUAUGCUGUUGUACCAUCCUGUGUUACGGUCUAAUUUCACGAGGCUGUAGAUUUCUUCCGACGAAGCUGUUCCUUCUGUCUUGCACAUUAUCUUCUUUGGUUGAAGGGAUAACUUCGUUUUUGCGCAGUUUUCUGCACUUGCGAGUAAUGGGAUUACAUUUCAGGUGAUGAAUCUUUACUGACCUAGUCCAUAUGAAAAUUGUGCCGUACGCUGUAAAGUGGACAAGAAAGACAACCCCAAAGAAUAAAUAUUUGUCUUGUUACUACAUACCAAGACUGGGUUUCAUGACCUGUCCAAUGCGAUUUGAAGCUUAACUCGUUUUUUUACGGAAUUGAAAAGAACAGCAAAAUGUUAAAUUUAGAUUUAAAGCUUUCGUGACUGCAGGGAUUCAUAUUCUUGGUUCUUUCGGUAAAGUCACGUAGAAGGGAAACAAUAAAAUAAUACAAAUUAUUUUAAUUAACAAUACAAAAUUCAUUUUUAUUAACAAUAAAAUAAUAAAAAUAUUUGUAUUAUUUUAUUGUUUCCCUUCUACGUGACUACCAAAAGAACCAAGAAUAUAGCAAAAUGUGAGUUUCAGGUGCAAUGCCAUUGCGUCCGAUAUAUAAUUGCCAUUCAAGCCAUGCUGGAGCCUCACUACUCUAGCUACACCACGAUGCACCGUGUACAACAGUGGAAGUUGUUUCAUGUUAUUUUGUUUCAUGGACCAACUUGCAUGUAAGAAAAUUUUAAAAAUCACAAAGGCUGCAUUCACGUUGUUUUAUAGGGAGGAACUUGACUGUGUGUUUUAAUUGCACGAGUUAGUUCAACUAUUACAUUGCGAGGGAACUGUUAUAUUGGUAAUGAAAAAUGACCUAAUUGUGUUUGUGUGGGUUGCAUUUCCCUUGAAGACGCUAGGCUAUUAUUGUGUGUCGGUGCCAUAUCUUGAAUGUUACACGUAAGUCUGAUUUGUAACGCGCACAAUGUUGUGUGGCGAGCUGCUAUAACAAGCAAGAUAAAUUGGCUACAGGUAAACAGAAAGUUUAUAAAACAGUCCUUUUAGUCUAAAUUCUA
Molecule: messenger RNA, 6435 nt
Organism: Lethenteron reissneri (Far Eastern brook lamprey)
Lineage: Eukaryota; Metazoa; Chordata; Hyperoartia; Petromyzontiformes; Petromyzontidae
Product: recQ-like DNA helicase BLM
Biological process (GO): DNA replication; double-strand break repair via homologous recombination; telomere maintenance
Cellular component (GO): nucleus; cytoplasm; chromosome
Molecular function (GO): four-way junction helicase activity; nucleic acid binding; 3'-5' DNA helicase activity
Source: RefSeq, a predicted model, not a curated record